AAUCAUACAGCCAAAAGCAAACGAGUAGAACAGACACUGAGACACAUGGAUUCUGAAUCCAAAUCUCCGUCUCCCCGGCAUGUGCUCUUUUUACUGUAUGGCAUCAUCAUGUUUCUGUCCUCCAACAACGCUACCUUCUCAUCAGCACAGACCAGCAAUAGCUCCGACUCCGAGGCUGACCGACAAGCCCUCCUCUGCUUCAAGUCCGGCAUCUCCGCCGACCCUGCCGGUGUCCUCCGGUCAUGGCGCAAUGACUCGCUCAACUUUUGCAGCUGGAGAGGGGUCAACUGCAGCACGACCCUCCCGAUCCGUGUGGUGUCCCUAGAACUAAGGUCUGUGCAGCUCAAAGGACAACUAUCCAGUUGCAUGGUGACCCUUACAUCUCUGGUGAGGGUGGACCUUUCGUACAAUGAUCUUUCUGGAAGCAUACCUGAGGAGAUAGGCGCGAUUCCGAGGCUCAAAACUCUGAUUCUUGCUGGAAACAGACUUGCAGGUAUCAUCCCUCUGUCACUGGGUACAUCUGCUUCUCUUAGAUAUGUUGAUCUUGCAGCGAACAACUUAUCUGGGGCAAUUCCAUAUUUCCAAAAAACGACAUCUCUGCAAUUACUUGACCUUUCUGCAAACUUUCUUUCUGGAAGUAUACCAGCAUCUUUAGGAAACGUUUCAUCCUUAAAUUACAUCCGACUAGCACAGAACAACUUGAAAGGGUCGAUUCCAGAAGCCUUGGGUCAUAUCCUGAACUUAAGCAUUCUAGAUCUAGGUUACAAUCAAUUAUCGGGGAAUGUCCCAGCCACUAUAUACAAUGUCUCAUCACUCAGAUACCUUAUCUUAAGCAAUAAUGUGCUUGAUGGACAGAUACUUUUUAACACAGGCCACUCACUCCCAAACCUUGUAUAUUUGAUCUUGAGUGGCAACAAAUUCAGUGGAAUGAUUCCAGCUUCACUGACCAACAUGUCGAUGCUCCAAGUAAUUGGUCUCUCAAGUAAUUUACUGAGUGGCCCGAUUCCAUCUCUAGGAUCCUUGAGCAACUUGAGCCGACUGAUUCUAGGAAGUAACAUGCUACAAGGUGAAGACUGGGCUUUUCUAACCUCCCUAACAAAUUGCAGUCAAUUGUUAAUGUUAGCACUGGAUGGGAAUUCCCUGAACGGAACCAUUCCCUCAACUAUUGGGAAUUUAAGAAACUUGAUUAUCCUGGCAUUGUCUAGGAACAGGUUUACAGGGGAAAUCCCAUCCACACUCGGUAAUCUCUCUCAAUUGAACCAGCUUUCCCUGGAUGAUAACUUAUUGUCUGGAAACAUCCCAGCAAGUCUAGGACAGUACCAAAGGUUGACUAUGUUAAAUCUAUCAGUCAAUAACCUUGAUGGAUCCAUACCAAGUGAAAUCCUCAACAUUUCUUCGCUUUCUUUGGGGUUGGACUUGUCAAACAACAACCUUACAGGAAUGAUACCACCAGAAAUUGGAAAACUGAUCAAUCUUGGCCUAUUGAAUGUUUCCAGCAACAAGUUAUAUGGUGAAAUACCACCUGAACUUGGCCUGUGUGUUGUCUUGUCAUCCCUUCAGAUGGAAGGAAAUAUGCUUAGUGGGAUUAUUCCUCAGUCUCUCAGUGCACUGAAGGCCAUACAACAAAUGGAUCUCUCUGAAAACAACUUAUCUGGUCAAAUUCCAGAAUUCUUCGAGGACUUCAGGACCAUACAUCAUCUUAAUCUAUCAUACAACAAACUGGAAGGACCAAUUCCAACCGGUGGAAUCUUCGCAAAUAGUUCAAAUGCAGUCAUGCUAGAAGGUAACAUGGCACUAUGUCAACGAAUUCCCAUAUUUUCAUUGCCGAUCUGUCCCACCACUUCAGCAUCAAAAAGGAAAAUCAAUGCACGCCUCCUGCUGAUAAUAGCUCCACCAGUUAUUAUCGCUUUAUUGUCAUUUUUAUGUGUUAUUGCCACUGUUAUGAAGGGAAAAACAACCCAACCAUCUGAAAGCUAUAGAGAGACAAUGAAGAAGGUGUCAUAUGGAGACAUUCUUAAAGCCACCAAUUGGUUCUCUCUAGUCAACAAGAUCAGCUCAAGUCAUACAGCAUCAGUCUACAUUGGUCGGUUUGAGUUUGAUACAGACCUUGUUGCCAUCAAGGUAUUUCAUCUUGAUGAGCAAGGUUCGCUCCAUAGCUUCUUCACUGAGUGUGAAGUGUUAAAGCAUACCCGCCAUCGCAAUCUCAUUCAAGCAAUCACCUUGUGCUCGACAGUAGAUUUUGAGAACAAUGAAUUCAAAGCUCUAGUAUAUGAGUUCAUGGCAAAUGGUAGCCUAGACAUGUGGAUACACUCAAGGCAACACCAAGGUAGCCCAAGGAGGGUGUUAAGUUUAGGUCAAAGGAUUAGUAUUCUGGCAGAUGUGGCUUCUGCUCUUGAUUAUCUGCACAACCAAUUGGUACCUCCAUUGAUUCACUGUGAUUUAAAGCCUAGCAAUGUUCUUUUGGACUAUGACAUGACCUCACGCAUUGGUGACUUUGGGUCAGCGAAGUUUCUCUCUUCAAGUCUUAACAGCAGUCCAGAAGGCUUGGUUGGAGCCUCAGGAACCAUCGGAUAUAUUGCACCUGAGUAUGCAAUGGGAUGCAAAAUCUCAACCGGUGGUGAUGUUUAUGGUUUUGGGGUGCUGCUACUAGAAAUGCUCACGGCAAAGCGACCGACUGACAAACUAUUUGGUAACAAUCUUAGCCUUCAUAAGUAUGUGGACCUAGCAUUCCCUGAUAAAAUCAAUGAGAUUUUAGACCCCCAAAUGCAAAACAAGGAAGAUGAAGUUCUUUGUAAUCUACACUUGCAAAACUAUAUCAUACCAUUGGUUGAAAUUGGCCUUAUGUGUUCCAUGGAAUCACCAAAAGAUAGACCAGGAAUGCGAGAUGUGUUUGCAAAAAUUUUUGCCAUCCAAGAGGCAUUUAUUCAAACCUUUUGAUAAGAGCAAAGAGAUAAUAGACAUGGAAUUUUGGCAAGGGAUGAUGACUUGAUUUAAGGAAGUAUCAUGCAAACCAGGAAAAAAGCAUCAUGGCCACCUAUAUUUUUAUUCUCCAGCUAAAAUGUCAAAAGACAGCCUAGCCAGAUGGCCACUAAACAAACGUUGCUGCAGAGAUUGAGAUGCGUCGAAGCAUUUUAAAUGUAAUUGUUUUCUCAACCAGUUACGAAGUUGUACCAGUUGGCUUCCAUGGCAUGAAGAAUUGUCUAACUAAUUUGUAUAUUUUUUUAUUUCUACAAAUUACGUUAUAAUGUUUCUCUUGUUGGAAAUGUUUGUAGUUUGAUUUAUUUGACUUUCCGUAAUUAUGUGCUUGUAAUUUUUCUGUUGAACAUUAUUUUUCAUAGUCUGAGAGACCAGAAGUUGAGAUGUGACUUUGUAGCUUUUGAUGUAAUGAGUGUUUGAGGAAGAGGUUUGAGUUUUCGGUUGCA
Messenger RNA from Setaria italica (foxtail millet), 3422 nucleotides. Its product is annotated as probable LRR receptor-like serine/threonine-protein kinase At3g47570. Gene Ontology annotation, biological process: protein phosphorylation. The coding region runs from base 46 to 2937 and encodes 963 amino acids. The record is from RefSeq and is a predicted model, not a curated record. Gene Ontology annotation, molecular function: ATP binding; protein kinase activity; protein binding. The transcript has 2 exons. Lineage: Eukaryota; Viridiplantae; Streptophyta; Magnoliopsida; Poales; Poaceae.